GUAUCUGAGAAGUUUAGAAAUAUUAAGCUGCAUAUGCUACUGGAUACUAGAAAAGCCUACGAAAACAUAACCAGUUCAGACAUUUUAAAUUAUUUCUCCUCAGCAGCUGUCAGCAGUGUUUUCGACUCUAGUUAACCAGGCUCAACGUCGUAUCACAUACAGACUUGGGAAACUUAGUCCUUUGAUCUAAAGUUGUAGCAAUAGAAAGAGCAUAUUUGUGGCUUGAGGUUUACAAAAAGAUACUAAAAAUGGCCGACUUGCAAAGUAACUGGUUGUGUUGCUGUGUCAGGGUCUAACUACAGGGUUUAACAAACUUAGGUUUGUGAAAUGUGAGAAAAACCUGAGAACACCUUAUUUCAAGGUUCGGGAUUAGAGUAGCAGGCAGGCUGAGGAAGACGGUGAAAACAGAAGAGGUGAAGCAGCCUUGGGGAGUCCCUAUGAGGACUUCUUCUCCCUUGGAGUUUGUAUACUCCCAUGGAGUAGGUGGACUUAGAAAUUAGGUGAAAGGUUUUUUUUUCAUUUACAAAAAGGCUGUACUUCAGAUGAGGUGGUGGCUUGUUAGGUUUAGAUCUCCCACUGUUCCUAUAUUCUUUAUCUUUUUACCACAGUAGUGGUGUCUUAUUUAAGAGAUUUGUGACUGGGGAAGUGGUAAGGCUUAGCCUCAUUUAGUCUUUGGGUGGCUGGAGCGUUCUUUCUUACUAAUGGUGCAUCAUGCUUGUGUCAGUGAUACUGGCGUUGGAAGAGUUCUGAAAGACCCAAGUUGAUUCUUGACCAUAGUUUUAUUAGACUUUUUGUGUCUUUCAGGAAGGAAAGUCCUCCACAGAGAGGGGAUUAUUCAAGCUAGGGUAUCCUGAAAUCUCCUUGGUGUUGAAGAGUGUUAGAGCCAGAAGAAACCUAAGAGACUACCUAUUCCAUCUUUCUUAUUAUAUAGUUGGGGAAAGGGAAGCUCACACAGAAUGAGGAAUUUAUUGAAAAAUGUACAGUUUCUUAAGGUGUCAAGUCUAGAGCCGUUGUCCUCUUCCUUCUGGUGCAGUGCUCUUUCCACCCUACCAUUUAAUUGUUGAAACAAUCGAGGCUUUUAAAAUUAGACCACAAUCACAGUACUGGGUGUUGAGAGAAGUUAGGAAGAAGUGCUUGAAUAUUUUUGUAGCAUGUGAAUAUGUAAUGAAUAUUAGGAUAGCAUUUGGGGAGAAAACUAGAGACUAAAAAAAAAAAAGAUUGUAUGUGUUUAAAUUGGAGGUUAUUUUUCAAUUCUGUAGUACCAAAUUUAUUAAAAGUGUUAUUUAAAAUUUUGUUUUUUUCAAUUAUGAUAACCUGUUCACUCUGUAUGUUUGUUUAUAUACUUGAACUGCUCUGUGAUUAUAUCUAAGAUGAAGUAGAUAAUCGGUCUGGGAGUGGAGCUUAUGCUUGAGUGACUGGUCCUAAGUUGUACCGAUAUACUGGAGUGGGAAUUGAUUUGGAUGCCAUUGUUUUUGGCUCCUGCAGGUUUUGUAGUGCAUCCCUGAGCAUGAGUGCAGAAUGAAGCGACGUUUGGAUGACCAGGAGUCACCGGUGUAUGCGGCCCAGCAGCGUCGGAUCCCUGGCAGCACGGAGGCUUUUCCUCACCAGCACCGGGUGCUUGCCCCUGCCCCUCCCGUGUAUGAAGCGGUGUCUGACACCAUGCAGUCAGCCACGGGGAUUCAGUACUCUGUGACACCCAGCUAUCAGGUACGCUGGGGCCAACCAUGCUCCUAUGUAGUCUUUCGAGUGGUCCAGAGUCAUGCUCAUCCCGCCCCACCAGUUGCACCAGUGCAGGGACAGCAGCAGUUUCAGAGGCUCAAGGUGGAGGAUGCACUGUCCUAUCUGGACCAGGUGAAGCUGCAAUUUGGUAGUCAACCUCAGGUCUACAAUGAUUUCCUUGACAUCAUGAAGGAAUUUAAGUCUCAGAGCAUUGACACACCAGGAGUGAUUAGUCGGGUGUCUCAGCUGUUCAAAGGCCACCCUGACCUGAUCAUGGGCUUCAACACCUUCUUGCCCCCUGGCUACAAAAUUGAGGUGCAAACCAAUGACAUGGUGAACGUCACAACUCCUGGCCAGGUUCAUCAGAUCCCCACCCAUGGCAUCCAGCCUCAGCCUCAGCCAGCACCCCAACAUUCUUCCCAGCCUUCAGCCCAGUCAGCCCCAGCUCCUGCCCAGCCUGCUCCUCAGCCCCCACCUGCCAAAGUCAGCAAGCCUUCCCAACUACAAGCACAUACUCCAGCCAGUCAGCAGACUCCCCCGCUCCCACCAUAUGCAUCACCACGUUCCCCACCGGUCCAACCUCACACACCAGUGACAAUCUCUUUGGGAACGGCCCCAUCCUUGCAGAACAAUCAGCCUGUGGAGUUUAAUCAUGCCAUCAACUAUGUUAAUAAGAUCAAGAACAGGUUCCAGGGCCAACCAGACAUCUACAAAGCAUUCCUGGAGAUUUUGCACACGUAUCAGAAAGAGCAGCGAAAUGCCAAGGAAGCUGGAGGAAACUACACCCCAGCGUUGACUGAGCAGGAGGUAUAUGCCCAGGUGGCUCGGCUCUUUAAAAAUCAGGAAGAUUUGCUGUCAGAGUUUGGACAGUUCCUACCAGAUGCCAACAGCUCCGUGCUUUUAAGCAAAACAACUGCUGAAAAGGUUGAUUCUGUGAGAAAUGACCAUGGAGGCACUGUGAAGAAGCCCCAACUGAACAACAAGCCACAGAGGCCUAGCCAGAACGGCUGCCAGAUCCGCCGGCACUCUGGAACAGGAACUACCCCUCCAGUGAAGAAGAAACCCAAAUUGCUCAGCCUAAAGGAUUCCUCUAUGGCAGAUGCUAGCAAGCAUGGUGUGGGAACUGAAUCCUUAUUUUUUGAUAAGGUCCGAAAGGCUUUGCGGAGUGCAGAGGCUUAUGAAAAUUUCCUGCGCUGUCUUGUUAUCUUUAACCAGGAGGUGAUCUCUCGGGCUGAGCUAGUACAGCUAGUCUCUCCCUUCUUAGGGAAAUUCCCUGAAUUGUUUAAUUGGUUUAAAAACUUUCUGGGCUAUAAAGAGUCUGUACAUCUGGAAACCUUUCCAAAGGAGCGAGCCACAGAGGGCAUUGCCAUGGAGAUAGAUUAUGCCUCCUGUAAACGAUUGGGCUCCAGCUAUCGAGCCCUACCAAAGAGCUACCAGCAGCCCAAGUGUACUGGACGGACUCCUCUCUGUAAAGAGGUUUUAAAUGAUACCUGGGUUUCCUUCCCUUCAUGGUCUGAGGACUCCACCUUUGUUAGUUCCAAGAAGACACAGUAUGAAGAACAUAUCUAUCGUUGUGAAGAUGAGCGCUUUGAGCUUGAUGUAGUUUUAGAAACCAAUCUGGCAACAAUCCGGGUUCUGGAAGCAAUACAGAAGAAGCUUUCCCGCUUAUCUGCUGAGGAACAAGCCAAAUUUCGCUUGGACAACACCCUUGGGGGCACGUCAGAAGUCAUCCAUCGAAAAGCACUCCAGAGGAUAUAUGCUGAUAAAGCAGCUGACAUCAUCGAUGGUCUGAGGAAGAACCCCUCCAUUGCUGUCCCAAUUGUCCUUAAAAGGUUGAAGAUGAAAGAGGAAGAAUGGCGAGAAGCUCAGAGAGGCUUUAACAAGGUGUGGAGAGAACAAAAUGAGAAAUAUUAUUUGAAGUCUCUGGACCACCAGGGCAUCAACUUCAAACAGAAUGACACCAAGGUCCUGAGGUCUAAGAGCUUACUCAAUGAGAUUGAGAGUAUUUAUGACGAGAGGCAAGAGCAGGCUACGGAAGAGAAUGCUGGUGUACCAGUGGGCCCACACCUCUCGCUUGUCUAUGAAGACAAACAGAUAUUGGAAGAUGCCGCUGCUUUGAUUAUCCACCAUGUGAAGAGGCAGACAGGCAUUCAGAAGGAGGACAAGUAUAAAAUCAAGCAAAUCAUGCAUCAUUUCAUUCCAGAUCUGCUCUUUGCUCAAAGAGGUGAUCUCUCAGAUGUAGAGGAAGAAGAAGAAGAAGAGAUGGAUGUAGAUGAAGCCACAGGGGCGUCUAAGAAGCACAAUGGUGUUGGGGGCAGCCCCCCUAAGUCCAAGCUACUGUUUAGUAACACAGCAGCUCAGAAGUUAAAAGGGAUGGACGAAGUAUACAACCUCUUCUAUGUCAAUAACAACUGGUAUAUCUUUAUGCGACUGCACCAGAUUCUCUGCUUGAGGCUAAUGCGGAUUUGUUCCCAAGCUGAACGGCAAAUUGAAGAAGAAAACCGAGAGAGAGUAUGGGAGCACGAUAUGCCGGGUGUAAGGCGAGAUAAGAGUGACAGCCCUGCUAUUCAGCUACGUCUCAAAGAACCUAACAAGUUUGAAUUUUCUCAGCUGCAGCACAUCGUGAGUGAUGAGAUCUGUGUGCAGGUGACUGACCUUUACCUGUCAGAAAACAAUAAUGGGGCCACUGGAGGCCAGCUGAACACACAGACUUCAAGGAGCCUCCUAGAGUCAACAUAUCAGAGAAAGGCCGAGCAGCUCAUGUCAGAUGAGAAUUGCUUUAAGCGCUGGUCAGACUAUGUGGAACGUUACAUGAAUUCCGAUACUACCUCUCUUGAGCUCCGUGAGCAUCUGGCACAGAAACCAGUGUUUCUCCCAAGGAAUCUGCGGCGCAUCCGGAAGUGCCAGCGUGGUCGAGAACAGCAGGAAAAGGAAGGAAAGGAAGGAAACAGUAAGAAGACCAUGGAGAAUGUGGAUAGCCUGGAUAAGCUGGAGUGUAGAUUCAAGCUGAAUUCCUACAAGAUGGUGUAUGUGAUCAAGUCGGAGGACUACAUGUAUCGGAGGACUGCCUUGCUCCGGGCUCAUCAGGUGAGAGCUUGUAACUGGUAAUUCCUCUGCACAUCUUCCUCCCCAACCAGGACCCAGACCCACCCAGAGUCCUUGGAUUGUUUUUCUUCUUUUAUGAAAACCUGGUCUUGGAGCUGAGAAUUGUUCAGUAAGCAGGUAAACUUACCUGCUGGCAUCUUCUGGUACAGCUACUCCCAGAAUUUAAAUUUCAAGUGGUAUCUGAUCUCUUGCUUGUAUGACUCCAACCUGGUUUCACAUUCUGUCUCGUUUGUGAAACCUUCCUGAUGCAGUUUUGUGCCAGACGCUGUGCCAGGCCUGGGACUACAACAGUGAAGUAGAGCAAAUAAGGUUGUGUGAUAAGGACUACCGAAGAAACCGCUUGGGUGAAGUGAUCGAGGGUAACUGGCCUGCAGGCCCUGCUUUCAUGGAGGAAGGCUCUGAGGAGGUGGCCUUGAGGCCUGAAUAAUGACAAGGAGCCAGCUUGUGAAGAGCUGAGGAGAGAUGCUUUCCAGGCACAGAAAACAGCAAAUGUAAGGGCUGAGAGGAAGGAAAGGACUUGGCAUGUUUGAGAAACUAAUAAAGCCUAGUGUAGAGCCAUGGGGAAACCUGGGAUGAAUGAGGAUGGAAAGGUGGGCAGAGGCCACAUCCCUUGCCCUUGUAGGCUGUGGCUUGGAUUUUGUUUGAGGUACACUGUUGACAAAGAUGGCUUGCACUGCUGUAAGGAGAUUAGGCGUCAGGGGUGCAAAGCUGGAAGAGCAGAGACCAGUCAAAGGGCUACUCUUUUUCAGAUGAGAGGUGAUGGUGACCUGGAUUACUGUGGUGGUGGUGGAAUUGUAGAAAAUUGGACAGAUUGUAGAUAAAAUGUGGAGAUGUGAUUGACAGCAUGUGGUGAUGGAUUGGAUGUGGGGAGGCAAGAGAAAGGAGUGCAUCAGAGAUGAUGCCUGGGUUUGUGUUUUGUUUUUGCUUUAGUAUAUGGGAAGUUUAGGAGUACAUUUGUUGAUAGGAAGGGCCUACCAGGUUUGGGGGGUGGGCAGAUCAAGAACUCUGUUUUGCACUGGUUAAAUUUGAAAAGACUACAAAACGUUCAAGUGGGAGAUGUUGGGUGGGCAGUUCAGUGUCCUUCUCUCAUGGCACUGAAUACGACUGCUGGGUGUGAAUGUCUGUCUGCAUUCUCUGGUGCCAAUUCUUCGGGGAUCUGGACCUCACCUACUUCGUCUUUGUAUCCCUCGUACAAAGGUAUUAUCUCGUACGUGGGCACCAGUAAACAUUUACUGGGUGCAUAGGCGGGAACAGAAACAUCCACUGAAGAUCUGCUGUGCCUAGCACUCUGCUGGGCAGAGUGAGGUACUAUGAUGAAACCGAAAAAAAAAAAUGAAACCCGUAGCUGUCAAUUCCAACUCAUAGCGACCCUAUAGGACAGAGUAGAACUGCCCCAUAGGGCUUCCACAGAGCACCUGGUAGAUUUGAACUGCUGACCCUUUUGGUUAGCAGCCGUAGCUGUUAAUCAGUAUGCCACCAGGGUUUCCACUAUGAUGAAAGAGUAAAUUUUGAAGCCCUUUCUGUACACUUUCUUACUUAGAACUGGCUCUUCAUGCCAGCAGAAAUGACCAAUAGCUGUGGCUCAUUGUGUCUCACUUUGGGGUGCAUUAGAAUCAGCUGGGUUGCUGAUUUAAAAUGCAAAUUGGUGGAAUCUGGUGAUUCUCAUGCUUGCCA
Molecule: messenger RNA, 6498 nt
Organism: Trichechus manatus latirostris (Florida manatee)
Lineage: Eukaryota; Metazoa; Chordata; Mammalia; Sirenia; Trichechidae
Gene: SIN3A
Product: SIN3 transcription regulator family member A
Exons: 19
Coding region: 1519-4827 (1102 amino acids)
Biological process (GO): negative regulation of transcription by RNA polymerase II
Cellular component (GO): chromatin; Sin3-type complex
Molecular function (GO): transcription corepressor activity
Source: RefSeq, a predicted model, not a curated record